AUGGAGCCAAGCCUGGGACAGCAGCUCAGCAUCUCCAACACAUCCUCCAGCUUCCUCUUCUGCUAUUCCCAGCUGAAUACCCUGCACCAACUGGACCUCAAGCUCUUCCUCACAUGCGCAAGCAGUGGCCCUGGUUCGCCUUCAUCAUUCUGGACAUCGGGGCUCCAGAGGCAAGGGCGCAGCCCGGAUCGUCCGCGUCCUCAGGGCUCCGCUCCAGGCAUCCGCGCGCCCGACGAGGACCAUUCUGCACUCGCCCUGGAGGUCUUCGGGUGCUCGGCCUCGGGCCACACCAGCCGCCUGUGGGCGCAGUUGCGGCAGUUCUGGGCGGACCACUUCUCACGGCGCUUCUCGCCGCGGCGCCCGCCGCUGCGCCGCAUCUCCUCCAUGUCCACCUUCUACUUGCUGGACCACCAGACGCGCCAGGCCGAGCUGGGCCUAAGCUACGGCGCGCCGCGCACGCGCCUCAACGACGAGGCCUUCGUGUUCCGCCGCGGUCGGUGGACGAUUGAGGGCCAGCCGAUACGAUCGCGGCCGCCGCCGCCCUCGCCGAUCAUCUCUGGCUGGAAGGUGCAGCGGGUCAAGAACCAGGUGCUGCUGGAGGAGAACAACUACCUCAAAUUGCAGCAGGAACUGCUCAUGGACAUGCUAACCGAAACCACUGCGCGCAUGCACCUGCUGGAGAAGCAGCUGGAUAACGAGACCAGCCUGGCGACCGGGGCGCGCGCCUGGCAAAGGAAGAUGCGCAAGCGUGAAGGUUCAGGCGGCGUGCUCAUGAUCGAGCCGCGCGCUUCGGGGUCGCGGUGACGCAAUAAAGCCCAUGGGGCGCAUGGGCGUCUUGCUCCUUGCCGCAGGCCUGGGCGCGUACAGGGUGCAGGCCCGGCCUGGAUUGGGCUCGCAGCGGGCGUGGGGCGAGUUGCCUGCCUGCAGAAACCGUCGCUCAUGAACUGGUGUGGACGGGUGGCUCAACCAGCAGCCUGUCUCAGGAGAGUUCGAUAAGGCCCUGGAGGAAGAUCAGUUUGCGGUCCCCUGGGAACGCGG
Molecule: messenger RNA, 1038 nt
Organism: Phacochoerus africanus (Common warthog)
Lineage: Eukaryota; Metazoa; Chordata; Mammalia; Artiodactyla; Suidae
Gene: CBY3
Product: chibby family member 3
Source: RefSeq, a predicted model, not a curated record